Molecule: messenger RNA, 402 nt
Organism: Fonsecaea erecta
Lineage: Eukaryota; Fungi; Ascomycota; Eurotiomycetes; Chaetothyriales; Herpotrichiellaceae
Exons: 1
Coding region: 1-402 (133 amino acids)
Biological process (GO): transmembrane transport
Molecular function (GO): transmembrane transporter activity
Source: RefSeq, a predicted model, not a curated record
AUGGCUUACCUGCUUCCUCUUUCCAUUCUCACCCUCCUCGCAUAUGGCUGGGUACUACAGUACCACCUGCACCCUUCCGUUCCUCUAGUCCUGCAGUUCUUUACAGGCGGCGCCAUGACCGUCGUGUUCAACGCGUGCGGGACGCUCCUCGUCGACCUGCACCCGACGCGUCCGUUGACGGCCCAGGCAGCCUUGAACCUGCUACGCUGUGCCUUAGCCGCGGCAGGACUUGCUGCAUUGCAACCGCUCAUCGACGCCAUCGGUCCUGGGUGGUGCUAUACCGUGAUCGCAUUGGUCACUGGAGGUGUUGCCAGUACAUGUGUUGUCAUUGGCAGGAUAUGGGGCGACAUUUGGAGAAUACGAAGACAUGAUAAGCAGCGCAGCAUCACGGAAGCAGGUUGA